ACUCUGCGACUGGAGGAAGAGAACUCGCCCUGUUGUCGGCGAUUUGCGCAUGCGCCCGUAGCUUCUCGCGCGCGCGCUGGAGUGGGCUGAGGUGCUGUUGCCGUGGGAGCGCGUGGGGGCAGAAUGAGCACGAGCUCCGUCUCCAAGGGCUGCUUUGUGUUUAAACCAAGUUCCAAGAAGAGAAGGAUAUCUUCACAAACAGCUGACUAUUUUAGUGAAGCUAAAAAUGAUUCAGAGGACAGUGGUCUUCGAUUUGCUACUUGUCAGUUGUUAUGGAAGCAGAUCAAUUCCGAAACGGAGAAAAUACAAGAAGAACUGAAUAAACAAUUAUUUGAUAACUUAAUAAGUUUUCUGAGACAAUCUCACUCUGAAUUCCAAACAAAGAAGACAGAAUGGAUGUGUCGGAUGAAAUCCAGUGAAAUUCCUACUGCAGCUCUUGUCCUAGGUGUAAAUGUUACAGAUCAUGCAAUGACAUUUAAAAGUCUCUCAGAGGUUCUUCAGGAUAACGUUACUCCUUAUGUAGUCUCACUGCAAGCCAAAGAAUGCCCAGGCAUAAAACAUCUGCUGCAGAAACUGAUGGGACAGCUAAUGGACUGCUCUGUAGAUGUGGACUCAUCUGAGGAGGAUGAAUGUGUUAACAUUUCCCAGAAAAAGAUACACUGCUCAAUGGCUUCUCUUUCCAAAUGGUACGAGAAUGUAACAAAGAAAACAGGUUCUGAAACUCCAAGCAAAAAAAGAACUUCCUCUUCCAGGCACUGGCAAUCUCCUCCAAUUGUGGUUAUCUUCAAGGACAUGGAAAGUUUCACAACGAAAGUACUUCAGGACUUCAUAGUUAUCAGCAGUCAGCACAUACAUGAAUUCCCUCUUGUACUCAUUUUUGGAAUUGCCACGUCUCCAAUGAUCAUCCACAGGUUACUUCCUCACUCUGUUUCUUCUCUGCUGUGUAUAGAGCUUUUUCAGUCUCUUUCUUGCAAGGAGCACCUGGCUACAGUAAUUGACAAGCUACUUCUGACAACUGAGUUUCCCUUUAAACUAAGUGAGAAAGUGUUGCAAGUUCUAAUCAACAUAUUUUUGUACCAUGAUUUCUCUGUCCAGAACUUCAUCAAAGGAUUUCAGCUGUCUAUUGUGGAGCAUUUCUAUUCCCAGCCCCUCAGUGUGUUGUGCUGCGAGCUCCUGGAAGCUAAGAAGAGAGUAUAUUCUUUAUCACACGAUCAGUGUGAAAACAUUCGAAGCCUGCCAUCUUUUAGAAGAUAUGUGGAAAGUCAAGUCUCGGAAAAACAAAUUGCACUUCUGACUGAGGACAGUUUUUUAAAGGAAGUAACACAGGAAUUACUGGAAGACUUGCAUAUUUACCAUGAGAAUUAUUUCCCAGUUCUGAGAUGUCUUCAUGUUUUCACAACUUCCCUUCCAAAGUACCCUUUGGGAAAACAGAUCAGAGAGCUGCACUGUGCAUGUUUGGGAAAGAGAGUGUGGGAAACAGAUGAAUAUGGGUCAGCUGUUCAGUUACUGAGGAUGUUGGCUAAGGCUGAGUUGGUGGCCAUACUUCAAAAAUGUGUGGAGAUUUUUACAUCAUCUUCUGGAAAACAGUUUAGUAACACGGUAGAGAAACUGGGGGAGUUCCUGACACGGUUUCAAAAUCUGGAAGUAGCAGAAGCCAAUGAGGCACAAGAUGUGUGUGUGUCAUCACAAAAGGAACUCCAGAAGAAGAUGGACCUCUAUCAUCUUCAGAAGACUUUGCUGGAGUUGAAAGAAUCAAAAAGAUCUAAGAAACUAACGAAGUUUGAAAUGCUCAGAUUUGAAGUUGUUGACUUUAUAGACAGCCUGGUAAGAAGUUACCUUGCUCCUGCAGAGAUGCAGACCCUGAACGAGGUGGUGUAUUUCCACACUGCUAACACCCUCCGUGAGCACUUGAAUGCUGCACCACGGAUUGCUCUUCACACAGCUCUGAACAACCCCUAUUGCUACCUGAAAAAUCAAACUUUGAAAAGUGACGUCGGAUGUAUUUCUAAUACUGCUCCUGACAUAUGCAUAGUGUAUAAACUUCAUUUGGAGUGCGGCAGAUUAAUAAAUCUUGUUGACUGGUUAGAGGCCUUUUCAACGGUGGUAACGGCGGUUGAGGGAACAGACCCAGAUUCAGUGGCCACAGACCAGGUGGAUGAAAUUAUCCACGCUCGUUUUAUUAGAGCUGUUUCAGAACUGGAACUCUUAGGGUUCAUAAAGCCUAGCAAACAGAAAACAGAUCAUGUGGCAAGGCUGACAUGGGGAGGCUGUUAAAUGAUAGAACAAGUUGAGAAAGACCAACCAAUGUAUGCAUGCUGCCUGUGAAAGUUCAUUAUGGCAUAUGGGGGACAAUGCAGCCAUUGGGACAAAUUAAUCCCUUAUGUAACUCUACUGAUGUUAAAGGAGUUAAACUAAGGAUGAAUUUGACCUCUUAUGUACUAUAUUCUAAUAGCCAACAAAAUACUACCUCUUUUCUGUACAUGUUUGUAUGGAGUCAAGGAGUCAGCUUUAGUACAUGAUUUAAUAUUCUCUUAAAAUUGCAAAGUUCUGACCACUGCUCUGUACCAGUUUUCAUCUUCUGUUAUGUAUGAUGUGGUUUAGGCUAGGAGGCCAGAAUGCGAUUGUGUUGUGCGAUUUUCUUUUAAUGUGUAACCAUGAAUGCUGAGUUUAAUUUGCUCACUAUCUGGAUUUAAAUGAUCAUGUUAUGAAAUGUUCUCCAGAUACUGCAUAUUUUCAAAAAAUCAUUCUGCUGAGAAUUGAAAUAACAAGCCUCUGUGACCAGAACCCACUGAGCCCUCCCCUUGCAGUGUGCAGUACCAGCCACUCUGAGCAGAACUAUUUGAUGAUCCUGGUGAUGGUGCCCUGGGAAGACUUCUCUACAUACAGAAGAAAACCAGAUUUCUGUGUUAGAAAAUAAAGGAAAAGUGUUUCUGAAGGGACAAAAACAAUUGUUACUAUCCAAUUUGAUAACAUAGCUGGACAGUAAAUAAGACUAUUUCAAAAAUACUCCUUUAGCUAACCUGCGUUAUCAAUCAGAUUUCAUUAUCCGCAUAGGAGAUACGAGAAUAUUGCUCAAUUAGGAGUGUUGAAGGAAGGUAAUAAAAUACCCAUUUAAAGUACAA
This is a messenger RNA of Caretta caretta (loggerhead turtle), 3122 nucleotides long. It is a transcript of the gene ORC3, whose product is annotated as origin recognition complex subunit 3. Gene Ontology annotation, molecular function: DNA replication origin binding. The record is from RefSeq and is a predicted model, not a curated record. Gene Ontology annotation, biological process: DNA replication; DNA replication initiation. NCBI's taxonomy places the organism in Eukaryota, Metazoa, Chordata, Testudines, Cheloniidae. Gene Ontology annotation, cellular component: DNA replication preinitiation complex; nuclear origin of replication recognition complex; nuclear pre-replicative complex.